AUGAUGAUGCACGCCUAUCUCCUCAAGACGGCCUACAUCUACAUGCUGCCCGUCGCCAACUCCCUACUCGCCAACUACGCCAGCCAGCCAUUCGGGGGAUCUGCUUCUGCCUCUAAGCUGUUUGACGAUAUGCCUUUGCGGGACCAUGUCUCCUGGACCUCCAUCAUCAACGCCUACCUCCCAGCCCUAGCUCAGGCCCUCCGCCUCUUCAGGGACGUCCACCUAGGCACCUCAUUGCAUGGCCUCGUCACGCGUCGAGGCCUGCAUGUCGACGUCUUCAACGCCAACUCCCUCAUUCACAUGUACAGCGAGGGCCUCCGAUUGCGCUCUACUCGUAAGGUGUUCGACUCCAUCGCCAACAAGAAUGGCGUGUCCUGGAACACCAUGCUGUCAGGCCUUCUAGGCAAGAAGCUCGCCCACCCCUUGUGCUGCAGGUCAGUACAUGCAGUCACCGUCAGGAAGCUGCUGCUCAUGGCCAGUGUUUUGUUGCUCAACGCCUUGCUCGAUGUCUAUGCCAAGUGCGGCCUCGUUAAGCACGCGCUCAGGCUCUUCCGGCGGAUGCCAUUCCUAAAUAGGAACCUCAUUUCCUGGAGCACUGUCAUUGCUGCCUGCACGCGUAAUGGCAAGCCCCAUGAGGCCAUCACGUGCUUCGCCACCAUGCGAGAGGCUGGGCAGAGGCCCAACUCCAUUACGAUGCUAAGCCUCCUGGAAGCGUGCGCCAACCGUGCGGAGAUGAGGGCAUCGAGGUGCGCUUAUGGCAUGGUGCUCAGGAGUGGCAUGGCCUUGGAGCAAGGCAUGGGCAACACCCUUGUGGACAUGUACGACAAGUGUGGCGAUCUCGCUGAAGCGAGAAGAGUGUUCAAUGCGAUGCUCGUUAAAGAUGUCCUGUCUUGGAACUCCAUGAUCGGCGCGCUGGGUAUGAACGGCCGUGCCUUGGAUGCCCUUGCCCUUCUCGGAAAUAUGGAGUGA
Molecule: messenger RNA, 969 nt
Organism: Phragmites australis (common reed)
Lineage: Eukaryota; Viridiplantae; Streptophyta; Magnoliopsida; Poales; Poaceae
Product: pentatricopeptide repeat-containing protein At2g17210-like
Exons: 3
Coding region: 1-969 (322 amino acids)
Biological process (GO): RNA modification
Cellular component (GO): intracellular membrane-bounded organelle
Molecular function (GO): protein binding; RNA binding
Source: RefSeq, a predicted model, not a curated record